Blepharisma stoltei is the source of this 908-nucleotide messenger RNA. The record is from the annotation of a GenBank genome assembly. Lineage: Eukaryota; Ciliophora; Heterotrichea; Heterotrichida; Blepharismidae.
AUGGAUCCAGGCCAAGUUACCAACACACAGCCUCAAGGUAUUGGAGUCCUUCCUUCAGCUCAUAUGAAAAAAUUCAAAAUCGUAUUUUUAGGAGACUUAGGGGUAGGGAAAACUUCAAUAAUAAACCAAUUUAUGUAUGGGACUUUCGAUCCUAACCAUCAGCCAACGAUAGGCAUCGAUUUUUUAUCGAAAACAAUGUAUAUUGAUGACAGAACUUUUCGAUUGCAGCUUUGGGAUACUGCAGGACAAGAAAGAUUUCGCUCGCUGAUCCCUAAUUAUAUCAGAGACUGCACUGUUGCUGUUAUUGUUUUUGAUAUUACUCAGAGAUCAAGUUUUUUAAGCUUACUCACCUUUUUAAUAGAAAAGAAGCAUCUGUUCCAGGUUUAAUAUAUUAAAUCUUAUGCAAAAAGUGCUAAUUUUGGUAAAAUAGUGUUUUAUUUGCUCUUCCACAUUAAAAGAAAUAGUUAAUAGUUAAAUUUUUCAUUUUUCCAGAUUAAUUGGUUAUCAAAACUACAUGCAUAGAAAUUAAAUUAAAAUUCUGUUGGAAUCUAAAGAUUUAUUUUGUCCCUAUUUAGAAGGGGCAGAUAGAUAAAUGGGUAGAAGAUGUCAAAACUGAAAGAGGCGGGGACGUAGUAAUUGCUAUUGUUGCCAAUAAAAGUGAUUUACUCGAAAAAAGAGCUGUCAGCUAUGAAGAAGCUGAAGAAAAAGCUAAAAACUUAAAUGUUUUAUUUGUUGAAGUCAGCGCAAAGACAGGAAAUAAUGUUAAACUUCUCUUUGGGACGCUAUCUAAAUAUUUGCCUGGGAUGCAAGACAUUUCUAUGUCAAAUGCAGCAGAGUUUGGAGGAAAUGGAUUUAAGCUGGAGCCAACUCCUCAACCGAAGGAAAAAGCAGAUAAAUGCAAAUGUUAA